UGGGCGCUCGGACGCGGCAGCAGCUAGGCUGAAGUGCGUGACAGCUUUCGCAACCUGGAUCCGCCCCACGAUCCUCGAUACAUACAUCAAUGCGACCUCCCGAGCCAUGCUCGCGCCCAUGAAGUCCUCAUUUUGCAGAAUCGAUUCCUGACCGCUACGCUCGACCGAGAUUGCCGGCUCCUCCGAUCCCGCCUAUACCACAGCGGGCUUAGCUAUACAUCCAGCCGGUCGCAAUGUGGUUCCUAGAACACGAAAGCCUCUUUGGAGGAAAGCGCAUUUGGCUACGGCCGGGGUCGCAGCAGCUGUUCGGCCGUACAAAGCAUAGCGACGAGGACCAGACGGAAGGGAAGAAGGUCUUCAUCGACAACAAGCUGGUGUCGCGCAAGCACAUGAUGAUAAAGGUGCUUGAAGUACCACCGGAGAAUGGCACAAAGCUUCAUGCACGAUCUUGUCUUGAGAUUACCGACCUCAGUUGCCGCCAGGGAACCAUCGUUGAUGGCGGGCAGCCUCUGAAGAGCACGAAGGAAGCGGACGGCACGAUCACAUAUGACAAGACAACUCUCGCGGGGACCGAACACACCAUCAAGUUGUCGAACAGCUACCCACCAUUCAAGGUUAGAUGGCAGGAUGUCGUCUUCACGUAUGCGUCGAAAGAGAAGAGGGAGAGCGAGAAAUCCAAAGCCCGCAACGCCGAGCUCCAUGCCAUCGAUAUCAAGACGACGACGGAAUUUGUGUAUGACAAGACAACCCAUGUGGUCUCACAAAAGCGGAACCUCCCAAAGGUCCUGCAGGGGCUGGUAUCGGGGACGCCAAUUGUCACUACCGAGUACCUCGACGCCAUCCUCAAUGCCGCAAAGCACUCAUCCAGUGAAGAAGGCAACUACGUGCCGUCGAAACUAGAGGAGGACUUUGAUACCUGGUGGCCCAAAGAGAAGGAGUAUAUCCCUCCGGUGGGUGCGGAACCUGUGCCGCGACCUGACCAAAUGCUGGAGCCGGAUCCAUCCCGAUCCGAGGUGUUCACCGGAUUGACCUUCAUCUUCCUCAAUGAGAGCCAAUACAGCAGCUUGCAUGGGGCCAUAGCUGGAGGGGGUGGAAAAGCCCUGCUCUUUGACAUACAACCUGGCGAAACCACAGCGGAAGAGUAUGUUGAUUACGUCAGGAACGCCGCAGGACAGAAGAGGCGAAGCAAAGCGGGAAAUGGCGGCCUUCCAGUCGUUACAAUACGCCUCUCAGCGUACCCCGAUGGCAUGGAAGACUGGGCAGCGGAUUUUGUGACUGGUGUCGACCGGGAGCUGAAUCAACGCUCUAUUCUACAAAACGAGUUUCUGGAUGCUAUUGUAACGAAGGACACCUCAUCGCUCCGGAGGCCGCCAGCCGAGAUCAUGGAGGCUGAUUCCAGUAUGCCGUCAGGUACACGGACCCAGCGCUCCAUGCGUGAACCGACGCCUACCUCUCGCUCUAGGGGUCUAUCACAGGCUCCUGAGGCUAGCCUAGCCCCGAAAGAGGAGCCGGCGAGGACAAUACCCCGUAAGCGUCCUAUUCGGCGAGGAGUGACCACCAGAUUCACUGGCUUCGACGACUACGAACCACCAUCGAAGACCAGAAAGAUUGAAGAUACCUCCAUGGCGGACAUGCCAGAAUCGAUGUCCAUACAAGACCCCCAGUCUCAGUCUAUCGCAGCCGCACAGACCCAGCACACACAGCAGUCUCCAGUCGAGGAAAGCGUAGAAACCGCUGCCCAGAUGGACCAGCUUUUUCCUGCUGCCGCAGCUAUUCGAAAACAACGUGCUGCUACACGCGCAGCUUCCGCUUCCGUAGAGCCAGAGAACCAAGCCUGUGCUAACAAAACGAAGAGCAAAGGCGAAGAACUACUCGCGAAGAUGCAAAAAUUGAAGAAAAAGGCGGAUAAGGUGGUGGACAUCCGAGAAGAGGCGCGCAAACGCGUUAAGGAAGAAGAAGAUAGACGAAGGGCCGAUGAAGAGAGCUUGAGGGAGGCACUCGAAGGCGUCGAUAUCUCUGAGAUCAGGGCUGCCGUACAGGUGGAAGAAAUGGAGCUCCGACCCCAGCAGGACAGGCCGAGCAGCCGGUCCCAGGCUCAGAGCGACCGCUGGAACCCCGAGUGGAACGGCCGGAAGAACUUCAAGAAGUUCAGACGCCGUGGGGCAGAGCGGGGACCGCAAUCGCAGAAAGUCUUGGUCACCUUUGAAGAAGCGCCGCAGAAGAAGGGCUUUGGCGACGCUUUCUUCCUUGAAGACACAGAACCACCCGUGAGAACCAAGGAAGAUGAGCGAAGGCUCAAACGCAGGAUCGGCCGCGGACAAGACAGCGAUUCGGAACGUGAGCCUGGCUUUACGAGGCGAAAGCGAACGAAGCACACUGAGGUCAUCAAUGUGGCGGAAAGCGGGCCGGAUGACGAAGAGAUCCCCGGGGAGAGCUUGUCCAGCCAUAGGAAUAGUGGCAGGACACAGCGUGUAGCAGAGACGCAGCUUGAUGACCCGGACACGCAGAAGGGGACUAGGAAGAGGGGUCCUGUGAGCGUGGCAGCAGGUCAGCCGUCAAGGAAGAGAAACAGAGCUUCCAGGAGGGAUGAUGAUAGUGACGAAGAGGAGACGGGAUUUAGAUUUCGAAGGAGGGGUUAGAAGAUGGGCCUUGAGUGAAGCCAACCAUGCAGCGCUUCUUGUGAGAUGAGAGCUAAGCCCGUCUAAUACUAACACUCAUAUAGAGACACAGAGAUCUAUAUCAAUAGACCACAUAUCCACACCUAAAGCGAACAAGUGAAUGGGAGUGAAGAAUCGAGAUUGGU
Molecule: messenger RNA, 2803 nt
Organism: Trematosphaeria pertusa
Lineage: Eukaryota; Fungi; Ascomycota; Dothideomycetes; Pleosporales; Trematosphaeriaceae
Product: DNA damage response protein RcaA
Exons: 1
Coding region: 234-2639 (801 amino acids)
Biological process (GO): double-strand break repair via homologous recombination; mitotic G2 DNA damage checkpoint signaling
Cellular component (GO): Mre11 complex
Molecular function (GO): damaged DNA binding; protein binding
Source: RefSeq, a predicted model, not a curated record